AGGAGAAAUGCCGCGCCAACAAUCCCACACCGAGAAAAGUUUUGGAUGGAACAAAGAAGAAGCUGCUUCAAUUCAAUCUUCACCAACGCUGCUUGAAGAUGCGCAGCCUCACUCUAACUCUCAGAUCCUCUUCUCUCCCAUUCACCUUCACCUCCUCCUCCUCCUCCUCCUUCAGACGCUUCCAUUUCCUCAAGCCAUGUUCUUCUUCCCUCAAACAAACGAAGAAGCAGCAACACUCUCUCCGCCGCUCUCCGCCUCCUUCCACCGCCCCUCCUCCCAAAAGUCUCCGAUGGUUCUUCAAUCCCAAAUCCAGCGACGACGAAGACGACGACGCUAAAUCCCCCAAAGCCGAGAGCGACGAAGGAUCGGGCGGGGAUGCUGCUGUCAAGGGCACGAUUCUGGCAGGAGUUUUGUUGAUUGGCACUGUUGGUGGAUUCGCCGGCGUUGGCUACGUCUACAGAGACCAGAUCAAUACCUUUCUCACUCAGUUCUCCACUUUCAUCGAAGGUUAUGGUCCGGCUGGGUAUGCACUUUUCAUUGCUGUCUACGCUGGCCUUGAGAUACUAGCCAUUCCGGCUCUCCCGCUGACCAUGUCGGCUGGUCUUCUCUUCGGUUCCCUCGUUGGCACCAUCAUAGUUUCCGUCAGUGGAACUAUGGCUGCUAGUGUUGCUUUUCUAAUUGCAAGAUACUUUGCCAGAGAGCGUAUCCUUAAGUUAGUUGAAGGCAACAAGAAGUUCCUCGCCAUUGAUAAAGCCAUUGGUGAGAAUGGGUUUAGGGUUGUUACUCUCCUUCGCCUAAGCCCUCUCCUUCCUUUCUCUCUUGGCAAUUACCUCUACGGCUUGACGUCUGUCAAGUUUGUGCCUUAUGUACUUGGAAGUUGGUUAGGUAUGCUUCCAGGAUCUUGGGCUUAUGUCAGCGCUGGAGCUUUUGGACGAGCAAUCAUUCAAGAAGAAUCAACUGUUGGGUUGCCUGGAGGAAACGGCCAGCUUCUAACGCUCGGGUUGGGUCUGUUGGUAACUGCAGUAGCUGCAACAUAUGUAACUGGCCUAGCAAAGGAUGCUAUAAAGGAUAUUGAUGAUGAGUAGGGAGAUAUGGAUACUAAGAGAAGGGAACAGAACAGAGACGGAUUCAGUUGGACGAGGCUCUAGGAUUUGUAAAACCUUAGUGGAGAACCAUGUUUCAGACGUUGAAUGUUAAAUAUGUGAUGACAUUAAUACUUCUCCAUCAUUGUUUAUAGUUGAUAAUAUAGUUCCAUUUUUGUUCUCUACA
This is a messenger RNA of Brassica oleracea var. oleracea, 1269 nucleotides long. Its product is annotated as TVP38/TMEM64 family membrane protein slr0305. The transcript has 7 exons. Bases 99 to 1085 code for a protein of 328 amino acids. NCBI's taxonomy places the organism in Eukaryota, Viridiplantae, Streptophyta, Magnoliopsida, Brassicales, Brassicaceae. The record is from RefSeq and is a predicted model, not a curated record.